UGCCAUACGCAUUCACACAGAUCACACAUUUGCAAUGACUUUCGUCCCUUCAGAUCGGUGUUGUUUGCUCCUCUCCCUCAUGGCAACACAGCUCCCUAAGAGAUUAGGUCUCAUUUCUUCAGCGCCUUGCUGAGGCACAGUCACUCAUCCAUCCAUACGGCCAAGGAGCUGGAGGAGGGAGGGAGGAGCAAAGCUUUGUGAGCUCUCGGCGCUGAGCUGCUGCUGCUGCGCCUGCUGCUGCUCGACUCUGAGCGGAGCGCGCGAGGAUGAUGCUCUGAAACUGAGAAUGGACCGGCAGUCAAUACGGGCGAGAGAGGCAGACGGAGGCAUAGCACACUAGAAUGGGAAACCGCUUGGUGCGGGAUGCGUGCACCGCUUUGUGAGCUUCGGGUGCCGAGGUGGAAAAGAAAUAAAUAAGGAAAAAAAUAAUAAUAAUAAAAAAAAACUUGUCCGGGGCUGCAAGAAAAAAACAGAAGAGGGGGAUAGAGAAAGUGAGAGGAAUCUGGAGAGAGAAACCCAGCAGACGGCAGUGAACUCUGUUGUAAUCCACUGUACUGCACUCCGCCGGACUCCACUCGACUUCAAUUCCACUUCUUACUUGUCGGUUGCUGUGAUUACUUCUACCAUCCAGCCAUGAGACUAAGUGAAGCCUGCAUCAUUCUUCACUUGUGGUUAGCAGGACAAGGUGUGGUGGCCAUGUUCUCCCAACAGCCUCAGGACUUGGUGGUGGUCGCUGGUCAGCCUGUAACUCUGCCCUGCUCCAUUCCAGGAUAUCAUGGCAUUGUGCUCUGGAUUAAAGAUGGACUUGCUCUAGGUGUUGGCAGAGAUCUUUCAGGUUACCCUCGCUAUUCUGUUGUUGGAGACCACAGUGCAGGCGAACAUCACUUGAAGAUCCAAAGAGUCGAGCUGAUGGAUGACGCAGACUAUGAAUGCCAAGCCAUCCAAGCAGCCUUGAGAUCACGGCCGGCAAGACUGACUGUGCUUGUUCCUCCAGAUGAUCCCAUAAUCAAUGGCGGUCCUGUUAUCAGCCUUCGGGCUGGGGAUCCUCUCAACUUGACUUGUCAUGCUGACAAUGCUAAGCCGGCAGCUUCUAUCAUUUGGAUCCGCAAUGGGGAAGUACUCAGUGGAGCCACGUACACCAAGACGUUGCUAAGAGAUGGCCGCCGGGAAAGUACAGUCAGCACCCUCUACAUUGCCCCAUCCAACAUUGAAUCUGGCCAGCAAAUUAUCUGCCGAGCCUCCAAUAAGGCUGUGCCUAAUGGCAAGGAGACCAGUGUCACUAUCGACAUUCAACAUCCUCCUCUUGUAAAUCUUUCAGUAGAACCUCAGCCAGUGCUGGAAGGCAAUCUUGUGAAGUUCCACUGCUCUGCUAAAGCCAAUCCAGCUGUCACCCAGUACAGGUGGGCCAAAGGAGGUCAGGUGAUCAAAGAAGUAUCCGGGGACACAUUUGAAGCAACAGUGGACCACUCGUUCUUCACUGAAGCUGUGUCAUGUGAAGUCACCAACCCGCUGGGAAGCACUAACAUCAGUCGAACGGUUGAUGUUUACUUUGGUCCAAGAAUGGCAACAGAGCCCCAGUCACUUCUAGUAGAUCUUGGAUCAGAUGCGGUUUUCAACUGUGCUUGGAUAGGCAACCCAUCACUGACCAUCGUGUGGACAAAGAGAGGCUCUGGAGUGGUGCUGAGUAAUGAAAAUUUCCUAAUGCUGAAAGCAGUGAGGCAAGAGGAUGCUGGGAAAUAUGUCUGCCGAGCUGUUGUGCCCCGAGUGGGAGCGGAUGAGAGAGAAGUAUCACUCACUGUCAAUGGUCCCCCAAUCAUCUCAAGCACCCAGACUCAGCAUGCUCUACAUGGAGAAAAAGGACAAAUUAAAUGUUUCAUCCGGAGCACACCUCCUCCUGACCGAAUAGCCUGGUCAUGGAAAGAAAAUGUGUUAGAAUCUGGAACGUCUGGCCGCUACACAGUGGAGACUGUCAGCACUGAAGAAGGGGUCAUAUCCACCCUGACUAUAAGCAACAUUGUGCGGGCCGACUUCCAAACUAUUUACAACUGCACCGCAUGGAACAGCUUCGGCUCAGACACUGAGAUCAUUCGACUCAAGGAACAAGGUGGGAGCCAAGAGUCUCUCCCCAUGGCAGUCACUAUUGGAGUGGCAGUCGGGGCAUUUGUUGCCUUUAUUGUUCUUAUGGCUACCAUAGCAGCUUUUUGUUGCACUCGAUCCCAAAGGAGUAAGUCCUGCCUUACUAUUUUAAAUCUAAAGGGUGUAGUCUCAGCAAAAAAUGAUAUUCGGGUAGAAAUUGUACAUAAAGACCACAAUGCAGCAAGAGAAACGGAGGAACAUGCAGCCAUCAAGCAGCUCAUGAUUGAGAGGGGCGAGUUCCAGCAGGAAUCUGUUCUCAAGCAAUUGGAAGUACUGCAGGAAGAAGAGAAAGAAUACCAGCACAUCAAGGAUCCAACCAACGGCUAUUACAGUGUUAAUACAUUUAAGGAACAUCAUUCAACGCCAACCAUUUCCCUCACUGGCAACCAGAACACAGAGCUCCGGAACACCACAACAGGCACCACAGGCAAACAACGUGUCCCCACGGGCAUGUCCUUUACCAAUAUCUAUACCACCCUAGGUGCUGGUCCCAACCGCCUCUACGACUACAGCCAGCGUUUUGUACUGGGGAUGGGCAGCAGUUCCAUUGAAUUGUGUGAGCGUGAAUUCCAGCGUGGCUCCCUCAGUGAUUCCAGCUCCUUCCUGGACACGCAGUGUGACAGCAGUGUUAGCAGCUACAGCAAACAGGAUGGAUAUGUGCAAUUUGACAAGGCCAGCAAAGCCUCAGCCUCCUCCUCCUCUCACUACUCACAGUCCUCCUCCCAGAACUCGGACCUCACACGGCCCUUGCAGAAAAGAAUGCAGACACACGUGUAAGCCCCAUAGCUUCCAUGACCCAUGUGUGGAUGGAACCAAGAGAUGGACUGGAUCACAGAAGAAGCACUUUGGAGGCAAACGAGGGGAGCGUCUUAAGAGCAAGUCACAUUCUGAUUAUUUGUGUUUUGUUUCAAUUCUCUGCUCAUAUUCCUUCUUUUUUCUUGAAGGAGGUACUUUUAGUCCAGAACAGUAACUUAAGAAAGCAUGGCAUACGGUUGCCCUUCAGUUCUGCUCUCUGUGAGGGUCUCAUAAGUUGAUCAACUUAUGCCUUUUGAAGUACCAGAAAAAUGAACUGAAAACUGUUUGUGUGAAUGGUAAUAAGAAGAUAAUAAGAAGUGUGAGCUGACUCAGACUUCACCUCAGAAUCCACCCAGAUUCGGCAAAAAACACAUGAAACCACCGGGGAGCUUGGGAUGGCACAACUGCAUGUCACAAUGGCCAGAGCUUGGACUUUUCUUCUAACGCCAUUUCAAAAAGGAUAUAAGUUCAUUCUUAACCUUGCCAGGGCAGCAUAGGGUUGGAUGGAAUCAAAACCUUUCUUCUUGAUUUUCUUUUUUGAGAUCUACAACUUCCACUGGAGCCUCUUGGACCACUUAAAGACAGCAAAAAUAGAAACAGCCCCAAGGUUCUGUAGAAGUGGCUCAGCUACAAAUUUCCACUAUUACUGCUCAAAGUUGCUCUUGUAUAAUUCAGUAUCUUGUUGGCUCCAUGUGGCUUAAAGCACAAAAUCCUUGAGUACAUUUGUGAUCCAUUGAACAGAAUCACCACAUGGACUUUAAUCAGCUACACAGAAAGACCGAAUCCACUCAUUGUGCUAACAUUCUUUCCUGCGCCCUUACUUGCUGAAUGUGAGAUCACCAGAAAUGGUGUUUUCAGACUACUGGUUUCUGUAAGGAACAGAGGACUACUAAAGCCAAGGCACGGGUUUUGCUUUUCUAUUCCUAAAGCUUGAUCAUGAAUACAAUUACGGGAGAUUUAAGCUGGCAUUAUGUGCCACAAAUGGGUGGAGAGAGGAAUAUUAAAAUUGAAACUCUGCCCCGAGACCUUUGCUGGCACCACAAUUAUUUUUUUAUUCUAUUUUAUACGUAUGUUUGUCAAUGUCUUCCGUCAGAAAUAAAGAAUAUAAGAUUUCUCGGUAAAUAAUGAGGCAAGAACAGUUAUGACUAUUUCAGAUGUUUAUCAGGAACUGAAUUGACCCUUUAAGGAAAGCAAGUUUAGUAUAGGGGGUCAAGCCCUUAUAUAAACAAAUCAGUUCUUCUCAUACCAACUUCCCCUUCUCCCAUUAUAAAUAAUUCAUUGAAUCUUUUCCCAUUUCCUCCUCCCCAUUAUUUUAACAAUCUGCCCCCAUAGAAGAUGAGCAGACUCAGACAGCACUGCCCUAGUGCCAAGCAGGUAUCUUGCCAAACAGUUUGUAAAAAACAGUCAUCUUUUGUCUAAAUAGAUUCCAAAAUUGUAACUUGGUUUUUGGACUGUUUAAUACUAGACAGAUCUAAUUUUUUUACAUGUUAAUUGUUUUUUAAUGAAUUGAAUCAAUUGGUUACACUACAGCCAGAAUGCCAAGAGUGCCAUUCCAAGUAUUUUGGUUUGCACACAGCUGAACUCAAUAGAAACAAAAAAAAAUUCUCACCAUAAAAAUCAAUGCCCAUUUAGACAACAAAUCUUCUUGAGGCAGGGAUGAAGACCAUAUUAUUUAAAAAGCCUAAUAAAGCAGCGUAUGUAAGAAAGAGAGAGAAGCUCCAAUCAGAAAAAAAGGCUGGAAAUAACGUAUUGUACUUGGACUGUGAUCUUUUUUGAAAUGUCAUAUUGGACAUUGACCCCUGAAAGUUGUAUUUUCAGAAAAAUCCGGUUUUAUAAUUUAUAGUGAGAGAUCUUGUGUUCUUUGUUUUUGAAAAAGCGGAGAGUCCUUUACUAAGCCCUGAGUAAACUGUUCUGGAGUGACUUUCACAGAACCAUCUUUCCCCUGGCAAUCAGAAUGAGGAUUGUGAACAAAGGAUAUUGGCCAAUGAAGCAUAAUAUUGCUGUCCUCUUCAGUUACCUCUGUUGCAGUGCCUACGUUUUCACUUUACACUAAAAAAAAUGACAAGAAUAACAUGACAUGUUCAAACCUUCUUACUUCGGGAUUAUCUUGGAUAGGUCACUGGUCCAUCACACAAGCCAUACAAGUGCAUAUUAACACAGGGGCAGUUUGGAAACACCAGUUAAUGUAACAAGCACAUCUGGUGGAGUACCCAGAGGAAAGGCACAUAGACAUGAGGCGGUUGAAGGAGCGCCACACUGACAACAACUAGGCACAGAAAUCAAACCCAGAACACUGUGUUCAUGAAUCACAGUGCAACCGUGCUAUCCAAAUUUAUAAUGCAUAUUUUUGAAGUAGAACCCCUCACAUUUAUUGGACUGAACAAUUUACUUGUAAUUCUAGAAAUCAAUGUGCUUUACUAAAAUAGCUUAAUAUAACUUGCAUUUGCUAGCUUUCAACUUAUUCAUUAGUCUCGCAUCAGUCUUUAACAUUCAAUGCCCCGCUAUUUGUCCUGCCCAAUAACACUUUAUUGGUGUAAUUCAUUCCAUAAGUGUACUAUCUCUAAUAAUUGCCAGCAAAACAAGCUCAAAAUGAAACAGAUGGCAUGUUUUAAGGAUUUUAAUUAAGAUUUUAAACAGAACUUGAGAACCACAAAUGCAUUUCAUUGUGAUUGCUAGGCAUUGAGCUCUUGUGGAUUAACUUAUAAAAUGAAUGCUUGUCAAAGGAUUCAACAGAAUAAUAUAUUAGCAGAAAGAAGGAGAAUGCGUAUAAUUGGUAAUAGAGCUUAGAGUCACUGUGGGUGGUCUUUAUUGGUCACUAUACUGAAAACUGAGCCUUCCGUAUGUGUAAUAAUUCCAACUUUGCCUUGGUGUGUGUAAUGCCUCUGCUGCCUGUAAGCAGAACAACACAGAGUUCCCAGCCUAUAAUUGUUUCAGUAAUAUUCUGUUCUGAUGCAAAAUAAAGACAACAAAGCCACAUAUGUGGUCAUUUAUACAGAAUUGACCAUUUUUGCUCAGUAAAUAAGAAUCAUAUGAACAUUUUAGUCUAAACAGAUUUGUAUAGGAACUCUCACAGCUUUUUUUACAUUAAUCUGGCAAAUGCCCAGUAUGUACCCCUCGUUUCACAUGGCACAGGUCAAUUCCCUAGUCUGAUUCAUCUCAGACCCUUUGUUCCAUAUCACUACUGAUGAUUCACAUGAUACUUCAUUUCCUCAAGCAUUAAAAUAUGGAAAAAAUGUGUGCAACUCUACAGUCUGUUCAUAUACAAUAUACUUUAUAUGAUGAUGCUUAGUUACUAAGUAAUAUGUUUUGAAAUGACCUGGCUACAUAAUAUCCAAUUCAGAAUAGGAUUAUGUUUACCAUUUACUCAGGCUUAAACUCAUUUGGCUUGUGUGUGCAAAUAUCAUGCACUAUAUUCUGUACACAAACUGUGAUAUGCAUGUAACUCCCUUUUUUAAACUACUCAGAAUUUUUUCAACGUGAGAGCCGAAUUCAUCAUUCUUAUCUUGUAGAAUGCCACUGGGCACUGGUUUUAUGCCUGAUUGUCAAUAGAUAAUGACUCAGUUGGAUAUCUUUAAUGAGAUAUAGUGCACAAAGUACUAUAAAUUGCUUUGACUCUGAUGACAGGCCAUUUAGAAUCACAUUGAUUCACACCAGUUCAGAAACCUGAACAAACUUCAUUGUGCAGCAUGAAGCUCCAUUAGAACCAUCAUGUGGAGCUCUAGCUAGGUUUGGACUAACUCGUCAUGACAAUAUGCCUGUAAUUACAUCUCAAAUAAAAGCCAUCCUGCUAUUGACUCCUUCUUGACUAAAAAAUGUUUUAGAAAUCCAUCUGGCUUUGUCUACAGAUUAUAUAGAAUCACUUGAGGAACAAAUUGCUUUUCUCUUUUGGUAACACAUUAGUUUUAGUACUGCAAAAAAUGUGUCUAUUACUCAAUUGCUCUUAUUUAACAAGACCAAAACAAAGGCUUCUUCUGCACUUCAUAAUAUUAUUAAACAUCUCUGGCUAGGUAAUUCAUCUCUGUGCAGUGCAGCAUAUUGGCAUGAUGGUAAAAUUAUUUAUUAAUAUGAAAGAUUCACAGGUCUUACUUCUAAAUAUGUAAUAUGAAGCAAAUGUGUCUCAGUUAAGCCACCUUAGACCACUUCAAAGUGAAUUUUUGUUAGUAGAGAAUAAAUACUUUACUAAUGCAUUGUCAGUAUUAUGAAGACCCAAAGAAGUGCUUGUUAAUGUCUUGUUAAGCAAGAGUGAACAACUAAUUGAUGUAGUUUUAAACUCAAAGUGUUACCUCAAUUUUUGUUACAAUAUGAUGCAUUAUAAACAAAUGUGCAUUACAAUUAUAUACAGGGAAAAAAAGAUAAAAGUAAUUUCCAUGAUGACAAAGUAAAAAAAGAAGGCUAGUAGGGACACAACCACUUUAUAGCUGACUUUGCCUUUUAUUAACAACAUCUUAUUAAUACACGUGUCUAGCUACAAAUGCUUUAUAACAGAGAAAACAAAUGUAAAAUAGACUUAAAAUAUGAAGUCAAGGAAUAUCUGCCUUGUUAACAUGGACUGCCCAGUUUGCUUUGUGGCCAGUUUCUUAAUUUGUGGCUAAUUUAACUCAUAUUUUAUAUAUAUAUAUAAACUUCACAUUUCCCAGUUGUAUUACAGUUAUGCUGAAUUAGUGCCAUUUAGUAAACCCAAAUAUUAUUCCACAGUUCUGUAUUGUGACUCUUUGCUGCUCCUCUAAUGUGAGCUUAGAAAACUAUUUUAAAAUGUCGGAAUUCAAUGCCAGUAAAUGGAGUUAAUACCUCUGCUACAGGUCCUACAUAUUUGUUAUCAUUUGCACCCAAACUUAUUUGAUGUAAAUUGCAUCCUGUUUAAUACUCAGGACAAAGGUAAUCCAACAGGGAAGUUCUAUAGAACCUGAAUUCCCAUGCUUGCCAAGAGAGAUUCUGCCACCCAUUGUACAGGGUAACAACUUCACCAUGGGAGGCAGACUCCCAUUGUCCCCCAUUUCUUCUGGGCUUCCGGCCGGAUAAGGAUCUUACAGCCGUUGGGGCUGGGGUGCCAGUCUCAGAGUACCUUCUGUGACAGUGGCCCUCUUUGCCAACUUUUUGGCUGAGGCAGAGAAUGCCAUACCUCACUUUUUCACCAUCCGUUAUGCUGGCAUCCCAUCCAGGUAAGUGAACAGUGUCCAUCCUGGAUGGGAUGCCAGUCCAUCUGUGACACAUGUUGAAUACUGAUACAUCACCUAGAAGGCACUAAUAUGUAGAAAUUGGUAUAAUAAAACUCAAAUUU
This is a messenger RNA of Erpetoichthys calabaricus (reedfish), 8209 nucleotides long. It is a transcript of the gene kirrel3b, whose product is annotated as kirre like nephrin family adhesion molecule 3b. The coding region runs from base 634 to 2913 and encodes 759 amino acids. The transcript is spliced from 15 exons. Gene Ontology annotation, biological process: cell-cell adhesion; synapse assembly. The record is from RefSeq and is a predicted model, not a curated record. Gene Ontology annotation, cellular component: cell-cell junction. NCBI's taxonomy places the organism in Eukaryota, Metazoa, Chordata, Cladistia, Polypteriformes, Polypteridae. Gene Ontology annotation, molecular function: cell adhesion molecule binding.